AUGAGUGCCUCUCCGAGCGGCUCAUCUGACCCCAAGUCACCGUCAGCAAGCAUGGUUCGUAAGACACACACCAAGAGUCGCAAAGGCUGUCAACAAUGCAAGCGACGACAUGUAAAGUGCGACGAGACCCAGCCCAGAUGUGCAGCGUGCUCAAGGCUAGACAUUGUAUGCACCUGGGCUGCACCGAAGACAUCGACAACAAGCCUAACACCUCCGCCAAGCACACCUGGAAGCGCUGCAGGUGCUCAGGCAGGCGCCUCGACCCCGGCCGGCCCUUGGGAGCUGGACAUGGAGUCACUCAAACUCUUGCACUUCUGGACAACGCACACCUCUUUUACUCCGGCAGUCAAAGCCGAACAGAUAAUCUACCAGACUGUCAUGGUCGAGCUCGGCUUCAAAUACCCCUUCCUUCUUCACGCCAUCCUUGCUGUAUCGGCAAUACACAAAGCUGUACUUGGGCCUGCCAACAACGAGGACCUCGUGUACCGCUCAACUUGCCACAUGGAUGUAGCAGUCAGCGAACUUCGAAGACAGAUCGCAUUCCCCGAUCCUGUCGCGUGCAGUGCAGUGUUUGGUUGCGCUGGCCUUGUGGUUAUGCACAGUCUUGGCUUGUGCCAAGCCAAUCCUCCAAAAGAUCCGCUAGGCGAGAUGUGCCACUGGAUCCGCCUUGUGCAUGGCUCCAAGGCAACAGUGCAGCAGAACUGGAUCAGACUGAUUACAUCCGACAUGGCGCCCAUCGUGUUCAGCGUAGACUGGAGCAAGACAUCUGGUGGAGACAUCCAGGAGAUCAUGGAUCUCGAGACCUUGAUCGGUCAGAUGUGCCCAAAGGAUUCGCCUGCUUAUGACGCUCAUUUCAAGGCUAUUGAGAGACUACAUGUUGUCUUCAAGAAUACUCACUACUAUCUGCGUUCUGGCGAGCUCAACUCAGUGGCCAUUACCAUGAGCUGGGUGGCAUGUCUGGAGGACACUUGGGUCAAUCUGGUGGAAGAAAGAGAUCCGGUGGCACUAAUCAUCGUCGCUCACUUCGCUGUCUUGAUGCGGCUUCACGAGAAGACCUGGUUCUGGAAAGGCUGGAGUCGCUGGACACUCGAUGCUAUCGUGACCCAGCUUCACGAGGACUAUCGACCCUGGAUCGCCUGGCCAAUACGACAACUACAGAAUGGCCUCGAACCGACUUCCGACAUGAACAGCCCCGUGGAUCGCUCUCAAACCGACACUGCUAUGACCUGA
Fulvia fulva is the source of this 1230-nucleotide messenger RNA. Its product is annotated as Zn(2)-C6 fungal-type transcription factor afumD. Gene Ontology annotation, biological process: regulation of transcription by RNA polymerase II. The record is from RefSeq and is a predicted model, not a curated record. Bases 1 to 1230 code for a protein of 409 amino acids. The transcript has 2 exons. Gene Ontology annotation, molecular function: DNA-binding transcription activator activity, RNA polymerase II-specific; zinc ion binding. Lineage: Eukaryota; Fungi; Ascomycota; Dothideomycetes; Mycosphaerellales; Mycosphaerellaceae.